AUAAACCACCAUCUCUCUCUCUUUCUCUCUCUCUCUCUCUCUCUCCUCCUGUAUGAAUUGCCUGGCUAUGCAAAUCGCUCAUAAUUAGACAUGCUAAUAUAUGGCAGUAAUAAGCCACUGUCUGUCGUUAUGUCUGCCAGUCUCUCCAUUGUGUCCAGCAAAAAAAUGUGUCUUUAAAAUAACACUUCCCACAGUCCUCUGUCUUUCCCAUAGACAUGUCACAGCUUGCAUAAAAACCAUCAAACGAUUCUCAAUAAUUGCCUCAUUUAUGCACAUUUCACUAUUUUUUCUUUUUUUUUAAAUGUUAAGACAGUGAUUCAAAAUAAGCUGAUAUUUAUGGAUUAAUGCUAGGCAUUUUUUUCUUUUCUUUUUUGACUGUUUGUACAUAUAUCGUUAACAAUAGAUCUAUGGACACUUACACCAAUUAGUGCACUAGUUCAUUCAUUGUGAAAAUGUUUGGUCUCAUGUGUCUCUUUUACCAUCUUAAAAUAGUCCCCUCGACACAGCGCUUGUGGCACGGAAAUGUUUUUUUAAGGAAGCAUGUGGAGCCUUGUGCCCCCUGAAAGGAAACAAAUGUUUGGGAGAAGCAGAGAGCGGCGGUUUUGGCCGCUUUCCCAGCACAGACGCAAGUGCCAUCACAGGCUCCGGAAGACUGAAGUUCCUUCUGCUCAUGCAAGAAGCGGUGCCUUUCGAGCAGAACCGCAUGCAUAGUUGCAUCAUUUAAUGUUGUUUAAUGCUUGUUUAAGUUGACAUUCUAUAGUCCAUAACCUCUUCUCACCUUGCUUACAUACAUGGAGAUGAGCUAUUUUCUCUCAGAUCUUGCUGUGAAGUGCUUUGGAAAGCAGCAGUUAUGCUCAGUUAAAUCCUAGGGGUUUUUGGAAAAUGGCGUUGUCGCUUUCUCAGCACUUUUGAAGUCAGCGUCCUCAUGCAAACCUCUGUGCUUUCAUGGGAUGUGGAAGAUGAAGCAGGUGCUUGUCAUUUGAGUGGUCAACUAAGGACAGACGGCUGGCCGCUUUGUGUUAUAUGAAACUACAGCCUUUGAUCAGCAGUUGUGAAAUGUUGUUGAGUAUCCGUGGCGCCCAGGAGGAGGAGCCCCCCGAUGCCCAGCUGAUGCGAUUGGACAACAUGCUUCUGGCGGAGGGCGUGUCUGGGCCGGAGAAAGGGGGCGGGUCUGCGGCGGCGGCGGCAGCAGCGGCGGCGUCAGGUGGAGUUGGAGCCGAUAACUCAGCAGAACACUCAGAUUACAGAGCCAAACUCUCCCAGAUCCGCCAGAUCUACCACACCGAGCUGGAGAAAUACGAACAGGCGUGUAACGAGUUCACGACCCAUGUGAUGAACCUGCUGAGGGAACAGUCUCGCACACGGCCCAUCUCGCCCAAAGAGAUCGAGCGCAUGGUCGGCAUCAUCCACCGCAAGUUCAGCUCCAUCCAGAUGCAGCUCAAGCAGAGCACCUGCGAGGCCGUCAUGAUCCUGCGAUCCCGCUUCCUCGACGCCAGGAGGAAAAGACGAAACUUCAACAAACAGGCCACAGAGAUCCUGAAUGAAUAUUUCUAUUCCCAUCUCAGUAAUCCAUAUCCCAGUGAAGAGGCCAAAGAGGAGCUGGCCAAGAAAUGUUCGAUCACGGUCUCGCAGGUGUCCAACUGGUUCGGAAACAAACGAAUCCGAUAUAAGAAGAACAUUGGAAAAUUCCAGGAAGAAGCCAACAUGUACGCCGCGAGAACGGCUGUGAACGCCGCGAGUGUGUCCGCACAUGGCAGCCAGGCCAAUUCCCCGUCCACUCCAAACUCAGCAGGUUCUGCUGGCUCUUUUAACAUGUCAAACUCUGGCGAUUUGUUUAUGAGUGUUCAGUCUCUGAACGGGGACUCGUACCAGGGCUCUCAGGUGGGAGCCAAUGUGCAGUCACAGGUGGAUACCCUUCGCCAUGUUAUCAGCCAGACAGGAGGAUACAGUGACGGCCUCGCAGCAAACCAGAUGUACAGUCCGCAGGGCAUCAAUGCGAAUGGUGGCUGGCAGGACCCCACCACCCCCUCCUCCGUCACCUCCCCCACAGAAGGACCCGGAAGCGUUCACUCCGACACCUCCAACUGAUCCUCCGCACAGAACGGACUCUCUGCAUCACGCCACACGCUCUUCUCUCCAGUGUGUAAAUGACUUUUGAGAACACAAACAGUGCAUCAUCAACCCUCAUCUUCACAUUAACGUGUUCAUGCUACCUCUCAAAACAUCCACACAUCACUUCAGUACAUAAAUAGUGUCAGCAAACAGAUUAAAACCAAGACCAGGCAGAUAGUUCUACACAUCAACCCGGUUCAGAACGCCUUCAUCGUCACAACAAACAUCACGUUAUGUUUGAAACAUUUUGCAAUUUUACCAUAGUGCCAAAGUACUUUUAUACAUCUCUUCUUUAGUGACAUUUACACAACAGAUUUUACAUUAUAAUAGACUUAGUAUGCUUGAAAAAGCAGUUGAUUGGGUUCACGCUGCCUCGGAGCUGAAGUCAACUAGAUUUCUGUUCAUGUAAUAACCUUGAAUAAUCUCCAGAAUAUUUGGUCGUUUAGAUUAUGUUUAUGUACAUAAGGGAAAAUCAUAAUUUCCCUGCUUUAAUGAGAAAUAAAGGCAAUGCAGUUAUCAAAUCUAGGCACAAGAGCAUCAUGUUACUUUGCAUCUUAUAAGAUUCACAUGCAUCACACUUCAGUUUGUCUGAUAUUCAUGUACAGACACACAAAUCCCUUUAUAUAUCAUCAUCAUCAUCAUCAUCAUCAUCAUCAUCGUCGUUGAAGGAUUUUCAUCAGCGCACAUGAGAAUGCAAUAAACGGCAAUCAGAAGAAGCGAACAAAUCCCAAAUGUGAAAUGGCUUUCUUUUCCAGUUUCGUACCGCGUCAGCCUUCUCUUUGGGCGACUUUGAUACCAAAAACCACAGACGUGUCCGUUCUCUACGUUGACAUCACUUAAACAUUGUUCAUGUUGUAAAUUGUGUAAUAUCUUGGGCGCUGGGAUGCGUUUCUCACGAAUGUCCUGGGGCGUUAUACUCGAAACCAAAAAUCCAGCUGGAAUUCUGUCGCAUUUCUUGAGAAGAAAAGGAAAAGCUAACGAUGGCACACAAAUGCAGAAAUCGUUUGGAUAUAUUUUUGAUGCCCUCCUGUUGUGAAUAGGCGAUUCUCGUUUCUUAUUUCAUAUUGGGCUUGUUUACAGGGCGGCCAUAUAUUUUUUUUCUCGCAAGCAUAAUGUGAAUGCGCGCUAGCUUCUAUAUGUAGAUGUGCACCUUUGCUCUUGUUUUGCUCUUUUUUUUAUAUCAGUCGUCUAAAAAUGACAAGGUCUUUACGGAUGGAUCUGAUCUGUGAUGAGGGCGUGUCGAGGGUUACUGCUCCUGAAAAGAUCAGGGCCACAAUCACUGCAAGUAAACUGUUCAUCACGUGACUGUUUGGGACUCGAGAAUGAGGCCGUGUAGAGGUUUUGGACGGUCAUAGUCCUGCAUCGCUUUCUUUGGUUUGCCGUCUCAUCCCGGCGCAGAUCCCACUUUCGAAGCGUUUCCCUUCGCUCACGACGUUUGUAUCACUGCCUGCCCAGCAGCACCAUAUUCAGAAAAGCCUCAUGUAAUGAUGCUUUUAGUUUUUGCAUAUACAGCGGUUUGUAAAACAUCAAAUGUUUACUUUGUUGCAUGUCUUUUGUUCUUUAAACUCCUGCAGUGUUUUUGAAUGUUUCUUCUUUUUUAUAUCAAGCGCAGAGACAUUCUCUUGUCAAGUUUUAACUUUUAAGAUCUCUGCAUAUGUAUAAAAGGAAUAAAAUGGAACAGCAAACUAUUGUCUUUUUGAUUCCAACUCGUUUUUGUGAAGAAAAACUAACAAGGUGUAGGUUUUUUGGUCUCUUAAUUUGUACUGGUAAUGCAUAUUCCGAAUAAAUAGUUUCUUUUGUUGCCAUA
Molecule: messenger RNA, 3919 nt
Organism: Megalobrama amblycephala (Wuchang bream)
Lineage: Eukaryota; Metazoa; Chordata; Actinopteri; Cypriniformes; Xenocyprididae
Gene: pbx1b
Product: pre-B-cell leukemia homeobox 1b
Exons: 8
Coding region: 1024-2088 (354 amino acids)
Biological process (GO): eye development; animal organ morphogenesis; regulation of transcription by RNA polymerase II
Cellular component (GO): nucleus
Molecular function (GO): RNA polymerase II cis-regulatory region sequence-specific DNA binding; DNA-binding transcription factor activity, RNA polymerase II-specific
Source: RefSeq, a predicted model, not a curated record